ACUCAAAUUAUUAUUAUUAUUUAUUAUUUUUUAAGAAAAUAAAACCCUAACCUCUCUCUUCUCUCUCUAGCACUGUUACAGACUGUACAGGCAGAAGUCUAAGGCUGACAUUUCUUCGAGCUCAUUCUCCUCAGCGAUCUCGUUUAACUGUUCAGAAAAGUAUCGGAUUUCCGGUGCUCUUGAUUCAUCCAUGGCGGAGGUUGAGGCGGUGGCGGCGGAUAGGAACGGCGACGAUCGGAGUGAUACUAGCGACUACACUUCCGAGGAUGAGGGGACGGAGGACUAUAGGCGGGGUGGGUAUCACGCCGUACGGAUCGGUGACACCUUCAAGCAUGGAAGAUAUGUUGUUCAGAGCAAGCUUGGUUGGGGCCACUUCUCCACCGUCUGGCUAGCUUGGGACACUCAAAAAUCUAUGUAUGUAGCUCUGAAAGUUCAAAAGAGUGCACAACACUACACCGAAGCAGCAAUGGAUGAGAUCACUAUCUUAAAGCAGAUUGCUGAGGGCGAUCCAGAAGACAAGAAAUGUGUUGUGAAACUCUUGGAUAACUUUAAGCAUUCAGGGCCAAAUGGGCAGCAUGUCUGUAUGGUUUUUGAAUUCCUGGGUGACAAUCUUUUGACACUAAUUAAGUAUUCAGACUACAGAGGUGUUCCUCUUCACAUGGUCAAAGAAAUCUGCUUCCACAUUUUAGUAGGAUUGGAUUAUUUGCAUCGGCAACUAUCAAUCAUACACACAGACUUGAAGCCAGAGAACAUAUUGUUGCUUUCGAUGAUAGAUCCAUCUAAAGAUCCUAGAAAGUCUAGUGCACCUCUUAUCCUCUCCUCCAAUAAAAGUAAGAUUAUAUCUGAUUUGGAGACUUCUAAAGAUGUUAAAGGUCCAUAUAAUGACCUGACUAAGAACCAGAAAAAGAAAAUCAGAAGAAAGGCUAAGCGAGCAGCUCGGAUGUGUGCUGGGGAUGAAGUGUCUGAUGCAGCUGAUCCAGAUAAUGAGGCAAGUGCUCCUGAGGAUUCUCAUCAGGAUGAUAAAUCCAACGGAGAGUCUGCUGAAAAUCAAACGAAUGCUUCAGUUGCUGAAGCAGCAAACGAUGGAGCAAAAGAUGCAUGUACUGGAACUAAGGGCAAUAAGAGGGGCAGCCGGUCAGCAAGGCAGAAGCUCCUGGCUGAGGUUGAGCUGAAGUGCAAGUUAGUUGAUUUUGGAAAUGCCUGUUGGACUUAUAAGCAGUUUACAAGUGAUAUACAGACAAGGCAGUAUAGAUGUCCAGAGGUUAUUUUGGGAUCUAAGUACUCAACAUCAGCUGAUAUGUGGUCGCUUGCUUGCAUUUGCUUUGAGCUUGCCACUGGCGAUGUUCUUUUUGAUCCACAUAGCGGCGAAAAUUAUGAUCGUGAUGAGGAUCACUUGGCCCUGAUGAUGGAGCUUCUUGGAAUGAUGCCACGCAAGGUUGCCUUGGGCGGGCGUUAUUCACGAGAAUUCUUCAAUAGAUUCGGAGAUCUGAGACAUAUUAGAAGAUUAAGAUUUUGGCCUCUUAAUAAGGUGCUUGUGGAAAAAUACGAAUUCCGUGAACAAGACGCGAAUGAGAUGGCAGAUUUCCUUGUACAGAUACUAGAUUUUGUACCUGAGAAAAGGCUGACAGCAGGCCAGUGCCUUAAUCAUCCAUGGAUCAGUGGAGGCCCUUGCCAACUGGCCCCUUCUAUGUCUCAACUCGUGGAAAAUGGUACUUCCGACAAGCAGAGUGAGAAGGAUGAGAGAGAGGCAAUGGAGGUCAGAGUGGGUAACAUGGCUAUUGAUGGAACAGCAAAAUCUGGCAAAGAUUCUAAAUCUUUAUCAAGCCCUCUAAAGCAAUCAUAGAUUCUGAUCUGUUACUCUCUUCGACUAUUGUUUGACACAUUUGGACUUGAGCGAAGCUUGUUUGAACUGCUAUUUUCUCCUACCUUCUGAGUAAGAGGAGGAUGCUGUUUUCAAUUCUUUGGGAUGACCUACUUCAAGCAAGAGAAUGAGAACGGGGUAAACUAUAUAAUCCUAACACGUAACCGCACUUGACUUACCAGCCAGUAGCAUGAGUUAAUGUUGCUUGUCCUUGAUAUGAAAAGAUUGUGUUGAUGUAUUUCUGUAAAAUGUUUUGUUUUUUUGUCUUCAUUCCAGAGGAAUGUGUAUCAGAACUUUUCCUCAUAAGUAGUGCUUUCAUAUGAUUUGUUUGACCUUAAUUGUACAUUUGAUAUUUGGUUUGUUGUUCAUUGGUCCCUCUGUGCGGACCUUGAUGUUGAUAUAAUGGAACCUUAAUUUGCUCACA
Sesamum indicum (sesame) is the source of this 2285-nucleotide messenger RNA. RefSeq lists its product as uncharacterized. Gene Ontology annotation, biological process: spliceosomal complex assembly; regulation of mRNA processing; peptidyl-serine phosphorylation. The record is from RefSeq and is a predicted model, not a curated record. Gene Ontology annotation, molecular function: ATP binding; protein serine/threonine kinase activity. Lineage: Eukaryota; Viridiplantae; Streptophyta; Magnoliopsida; Lamiales; Pedaliaceae.